Bombina bombina (fire-bellied toad) is the source of this 2073-nucleotide messenger RNA. It is a transcript of the gene TDP1, whose product is annotated as tyrosyl-DNA phosphodiesterase 1. Gene Ontology annotation, molecular function: double-stranded DNA binding; 3'-tyrosyl-DNA phosphodiesterase activity; single-stranded DNA binding. Bases 73 to 1872 code for a protein of 599 amino acids. The record is from RefSeq and is a predicted model, not a curated record. Gene Ontology annotation, biological process: single strand break repair; double-strand break repair. Lineage: Eukaryota; Metazoa; Chordata; Amphibia; Anura; Bombinatoridae. Gene Ontology annotation, cellular component: nucleus. The transcript has 16 exons.
CAGUGACGCAUUUUGACUGCGCCAUUGCGUGACGUCACCUACUUCCACGCAUGUUGACGUGUGCCUCUCAGGAUGGACAGGUCUACUGACUCCCAACAGAGCAGCCAUGGCAAAUGGACAUUGUCUAGUAGUGACGAUGAUGAUAUUGACUCUAAGGACAGGGGAAAGCCAUCUACGUCAUCAGGGAAAGCGACCAGAUUUGAUUCAGAGCCACAGUUCCCAUGCUCUGACGCCAGGAAGGCAUCUCAUAAAAGGAAAUUAAACCCUUUAAAAUUUAAAGAUGAAGCCUCUAUAAAAGAGCUAUCCCUAGCCAAGAAACUGAAAACUGACCAGGAAGAAUCAGGUUGGUGCUUAUCAAGCAGCGAUGAUGAAGGUGGAAAGAGGAGAGUUAAGGCAAAGAGGGAAGAUGUGCCCAGAAAACAACAAGGUCCAAAAACUGAGUAUCAUAGCCCAAAGCUGCACACGAAAUACAAGACGCCGAGUGACGAUCAGGAUCCUUGGGAGCUUCUCCAUGCUGGUGAACCUUUUUGCUUCUACCUCACUAAAGUCAGAGGGAUCAAAGCUAAAUACAACACAGGAGCUCUUCAUAUCAAAGAUAUUUUAUCUCCUCUCUUUGGGACACUGGUGUCUUCUGUACAGUUCAACUACUGCAUAGAUAUACCAUGGCUUGUAAAACAGUAUCCUGAGGAGUUUCGGACUAAACCGUUGUUGAUUGUCCACGGAGAAAAACGUGAAUCAAAGGCCAGGCUGCACGAGGAAGCCCAUCCUUAUGAAAAUAUCCGCUUGUGCCAGGCCAAGCUGGAUAUUGCUUAUGGAACACACCAUACGAAAAUGAUGUUGCUGUUAUAUACAGAAGGUCUAAGAGUUGUGAUCCACACAAGUAACCUUAUCCAUGAUGACUGGCACCAGAAAACACAGGGAAUUUGGUUAAGUCCGGUAUUUCCUCGACUACCUGAAGGAUCAGCAGCAUCUGCUGGAGAAUCUGCAACACAUUUUCGAUCUGCUCUUGUAGACUAUCUGGCCUCUUACAAGUCUCCCAGUCUGAAGGAAUGGACAGACAUCAUUAAGCAACACGAUUUUUCUGAGGCGAGGGUCUGCUUGGUUGCAUCAACUCCAGGAAGAUUCCAAGGAAUUGAGAAGGAAAAAUGGGGCCAUUUUCGUCUGCGAAAGCUUUUAAGAGAAAAUGCAUCACUGAUUGAUGGAGUUGAAGCGUGGCCCGUUAUUGGCCAGUUCUCAAGUAUAGGGUCCAUGGGAACAGACAAGACAAAAUGGCUGCACUCAGAAUUCCUAGAAAGCCUGACGACAUUUGGGAAAGGUGUAAAAUCUCUUCAGAAAAAGGAUGCACGUCUUCAUUUGAUCUAUCCUUCUGUGGAUAAUGUGAGGACCAGCCUGGAAGGUUACCCUGCUGGUGGCUCCUUGCCAUAUGGUAUCCAAACUGCACAGAAACAGCCCUGGUUGCAUUCCUAUUUCCAUAAGUGGAAAGCGGACACCUCCGGCCGCAGCAAUGCAAUGCCUCACAUCAAAACAUACAUGAGAUUGUCUCCAGAUUGCCAGAAACUUGCCUGGUUUAUAGUUACAAGUGCUAAUCUUUCUAAAGCGGCAUGGGGCUCUUUGGAGAAAAACGGCACGCAGCUGUUCAUCCGGUCUUAUGAACUGGGGGUGCUUUUCCUGCCUUCUGCAUUUGACGUGGGCUCCAGUACAUUUAAUGUGAAAGUGAAUAUUUAUCGCAACAAUGAAGAUUCCUUAAAUGCCUUUCCUGUACCAUAUGACUUACCACCUGAGCACUACAGUAGUAAAGACAGACCUUGGGUUUGGAAUAUUCCGUACGUGAAUGCUCCUGACACGAAUGGGAAUAUCUGGUGCCCAUCAUAAAAGACAACCGUCUCAUAUUUCUGUGACUUUCAUAAUACAGUCUAAGAAAAUGUAAGGAUCAAAAGUAAUGGAGCAGACACAAUGCAACACUUUUCAUUUAUGUCUUAUAAAGUUGUUUGCAAUAAACAUAAUAUUUUCUUUUUUAUGUUUUCUUAAAAAAGACGUCAGAAAAAAGCAAUAAAAUAUGUUGUUAUAUAUAAA